AUGUUUCAAAGUCCUACCCUACCUGAAGACCUCGAAACCAUCCCUAUGUGUUACCGGUAUUUCCACGAUCCCCCGGAGUUGGUAACUAUUAUGCUUGGCUCAAACGGAAGGCACAUAGGCUAUUUUAGGGAUCGUCCAAACGAAGAACCGAUCCUUGUUGUGGAAUCCAAUCCGAACGAAUCUGGAGCUUUGAGAGUGCUUGGCACCAGUAUUUUCGCUGUCACAAAAUCGUUUCUGAGCGCAUUGGCUUCCAGUGAAAAAAUUCUCUCAUCAAUGGAUCAAUUUAUAGAGGAGAGUAAAUUCAUCCUGCCGCAAUCAGAUGAAAUUAUCAAGCAACGCAAAAAGCGCUGUGUUUGUUCCACGCUCAGUGAAAUCGGCCUCGUCGUUCCUCUCAAAGGAGAUAUUGGUUAUCGUCCGCUAACCAUGACUUAUGCCAAACUUAUUAAGGUUCUCCAAUCAGCGAUCAACGCACCGAAUGAGGAUAAACAGCUGUCAUGCUUGGAGCCGAUUGACGAGUUGAUCACCCAUUCUCAGUUCGCCUGCGAUGAGGGCGAUUUUGGUCAAGCCAUUGAACUUGGAUUAUCUUUGCUUGCCUUCCAUCCAAAAGGGCUACCCGUUGAUCGUGCGAACUGUUUGAAUUCCCGAAUCAAACAUUUGCUUUCGGUUGGCUAUGAACUGGCAGGCUAUCCGGAAUUCGUCAGCGUGAUUGUGCAGCACAUGCGCGAUCGUCGAAUCGAUCCACCCACUCUGAAGCAUAUUAUCUCUUUCAGUUAG
Echinostoma caproni is the source of this 774-nucleotide messenger RNA. Lineage: Eukaryota; Metazoa; Platyhelminthes; Trematoda; Plagiorchiida; Echinostomatidae. The record is from the annotation of a GenBank genome assembly.